Messenger RNA from Kuraishia capsulata CBS 1993, 360 nucleotides. RefSeq lists its product as uncharacterized. Bases 1 to 360 code for a protein of 119 amino acids. The transcript has a single exon. The record is from RefSeq and is a predicted model, not a curated record. Lineage: Eukaryota; Fungi; Ascomycota; Pichiomycetes; Pichiales; Pichiaceae.
AUGAAGAAAUUCGGCAAGACAGCACCCGAAGAUAAACUCAGACGGCGCGCAGGAGAAAAUUCUGUUGGGAGGUAUCUGCUUGGUCGGGGCAAUAGUGCUAAUGAUAUUGCUCGGAGACUCCGCCGCAUCGGUAUUGCUACUGGCAUUCACCUGUUUUACAGAUUUUCCAGAGAGCAGGAAUCAAUCCAAAUAACACGUGACAUCUGGGAUCCAGUUACUGGUUAUCAACUCCUCCACUAUCUACUGCUUCGACCGCAGCCAGCAUGCAAUCUGUGGCACGAUCACAAACCUACGAAAUUGAUAUCAUUCAGUUCAGUUAUCGAGAUACGGACAAUCCCAUUGCGCUUGCGAGUUCAUUGA